Molecule: messenger RNA, 491 nt
Organism: Sander lucioperca (pikeperch)
Lineage: Eukaryota; Metazoa; Chordata; Actinopteri; Perciformes; Percidae
Gene: smim24
Product: small integral membrane protein 24-like
Exons: 3
Coding region: 94-342 (82 amino acids)
Source: RefSeq, a predicted model, not a curated record
GAGUCAAGUGUUACAGAUGUCUCUGUGUGUGUGUAUGUGUGUGUGUGUGUGAGCUGAAGGUCCAGUGUGUGUCGAGCCGUCUGUUAUAUCAGGAUGAAUGUGUGUGCUCUCCUGCUGUGUGUGCUGCUGUCUGCCUCCAGCUGCUCAGCUGACAAAGCAGGAGUGACUCUUCAGCCCUGGUUGGUGGGUCUGACAGCUGUUGUCGGUUUCCUCUUCAUCGUCUUCACCAUCCUGAUCGUUCACAGACUCCUUAGGAAGAAGAGGGUGGAGCAAGAGGGCUGGGGUUAUGACAACAAGGCUCACGAUGUGGACGAAGAUGAGAAUAAACAAACCAUUCUGUAGGAACUGACGCACCUGUCAGCUGUUUCCCACUGCUUUGUGACAGCUGAUAAUAAUGUCUCUGUUGAUCUUUGGUUGCUUCUUUUAGAGAUGGAAAAAGAAGAAAAAAAAUUGUUAUUUGCUUUUCAUUUUUAAAUACAGAAAAUACAAUA